UCACGCUAAUUGCUACACUUGUCUCUCAAAAGAUCGAUCGAGUAACCCUCAGAGAGAGAGAGAGAGAUGGGACUGUUCUCAAACAAGGUUGAUAAGUCCCAGAUCAAGCCAGGAGAUCACGUCUAUACCUACAGAGCACUGCACACAUACUCCCACCAUGGAAUAUGCGUGGAGGCAGAUAGGGUGAUCCACUACACCAGAACACAAGUUGCAAAAAAGAAAUUAUGGAUGUUUUGGAUUACUAAAUGCAAAAACUGCGGGCAUCACCCAGAUAUGGCACGAGGAGUGAUCAAAACUUGCGUCAACUGCUUCCUAGACGGCCAUGGGCUUUACCGGUUCGAAUACGGAGUCUCUCAGGCUCACUUCCUAUUGAAAUUUCCAGGAACUUGCACGACGGGUCGUUCCAAUUCAGCUGACAAAGUCAUACCUCGCGCCACGGAAUUGCUCAACAAGGAACAGGGUUUCGGGGACUAUAACCUGUUUGAAAACAACUGCGAAUCGUUUGCGAUUUUCUGCAAAACAGGAAAACGUCUGAGCGGGCAGGCAUUUUCUGCCUUAAAUUCUACUAAAAUCUUGUUCAAAGCGUUUGUGAAGCAUAACGUGGAAAGGCUUCUGGAAGACGUGUCUAUUCAUCAACCAGACAAGUACAUGCUGUUGAAACAAACUAUUGAAACUCAUGUUAACUUGCCCAGCAAGGAAAUUAUAGCCCAUCUUAGAAAGCUCAACGAGAAACAUGAUGACGAGCAGGAGGAUGUCAAUGAUGAAGAUCUGUUAGACGACCGCGAGUAUCUAGAGACAACGGAGAAGGAGGGGGAUGAUGAUCAUCCCUCUCAAUCAUCUUACAUGAUUAAGUGAUAUAUUUACUAAACAAACCUCUUAAUAUUAUGUUUGCAUCAAUAAUAUUUUAUUUGUAAUAAACUCAUGUUGUAAGCUAACCUAGCUAUUAGUUUGGAUUCGAUGAUUGAAUUCAGUCAUCUUAUCUAACCAUAACAACUGAGAUGUGUGUCUUUAUUAUGUAUUACUUUGAUCUUUAAACUUGGAAAUGUAAGAAUGGAUAAUUUCCCAUUUU
Messenger RNA from Malus domestica (apple), 1069 nucleotides. RefSeq names its product protein LEAD-SENSITIVE 1-like. Lineage: Eukaryota; Viridiplantae; Streptophyta; Magnoliopsida; Rosales; Rosaceae. The record is from RefSeq and is a predicted model, not a curated record.